Messenger RNA from Mycena citricolor, 3063 nucleotides. Lineage: Eukaryota; Fungi; Basidiomycota; Agaricomycetes; Agaricales; Mycenaceae. The record is from the annotation of a GenBank genome assembly.
CACAAUCCGGCCUUGACCUGUAGCCAGCGCUGCAUGGACAUUGCCCGUAGCUAAUUACACUCGCCUUUCUCUGUUUAAUUUCAACCCACCACUGACCCACGCCGCAGCUGAACCAGGCUUUGUCAUUCAGUUGUUCGAGUUGCCAUGAUGGCAAGGAGCGCCGUUGCACUGAACCCUGCGUCUACGCCCUUUUUUCCAGGAGGUAUCCGCUCGCACGAAGACGAACUCAUGUCCAGUCUCAGCCGUCGCCCCCUUCACGAGCAGGAUCGCAGCUCCCUCUCCUCCCUGUCCAUAUCGCCCUCAGAGUUUCGGUCGGUGAGAUCCUCACCCAGUCCGCCUCAGCUGAGUGGGGAUCCCGAUAUCAAUCACGUCAGACAAGUCAAUGGAGAGAACCACCGAUGGUCACCUCCAGCGCGCAGCGUUGACGGUGGCAACAAGCUCGAAUCUCGUCGAACGAGAGAAGGGAGCAUGUUGGGCGGAUUGGAUCCUCUUGCCGAGCAUGACGACAGCCAAGAUACUCCAGGGCUCUUCGAAGGAAGUCUUGCUCCAUCGUACUUUCCCUUCGAGCCAACCCCUCCGGUGGCUGUGAACAAUGGGGCCUCUCGCAAUGCGUUUGGCGGACAUACGUCGUCCUCCCCGGUCUCCUCAUUGGACUCCGGAAGUCAUUUCCCCCCUCCCAUGGACUCCGCACAGCAAGCUUUCGAAGCCCAAUUGAAGGCUUCGCCGCUGAUCCAAGGCAUCCUCGAUCGCUUGUCGCGCACCGAGUCCUCCACCCGCGAGCUCCAGAACGAGAUUGGGGAGAUGCAGCGAAAGGUCAUUAUCCUUGUUGAACGUUCCCUUGGUCUCGGUGCCCAGUCCGAGUUCAAACCUGAAUUCAAGGACCCCUUUGCCGUAAAUGGCAACGGCGCCAGUUUCUCGCCGCCUCCGCUCAACGGGCAUCGUCCUUCGAUAGGAAAUAUUGCGCCGAAUCAAGCAACGCCAGGGGACGAUAUGGUGUCAGUGUCUCAGCGCCUCGACAUGCUCACUGCAUCCGUUGGCCAACUGACUGCGGCGUCGCAUCAGAUCCACGCGUCGAUCUCGCCGUUGGCCAACAACGGAAUGCUCGGUUCCAGUACUCAGCAAGGGGAUCUGGCGCCGAACCAGCUCAUGCCCCCCAGUGGCGUGACUAAUCCCGCCCUGCUCGGUCACGGUCUUCCGAACCGUCCCGAUUUGCGGCCGACAGCCAGAGCACCGACGGCGCCGCCCAUGCGGACCUGGUCUGCCGGUACUCUCGACCUUCCAAUGCGUCCGGGAGAUGCGACUCGACAGGACAACAUGCUGCGUGAUAAGCGUCGCUCGGUGUCCAGCCUGGCCCGACGCGACUCAGCCGGGAUUCUAGACUUGCAGAACGACAGUUGGAACGGUGGCUCGCGCGACAAUAGUCCGAUGAUAUCCAAAUGGGAGCAGCUCGCCCUCGCACCUGAGUUGUUGCGGUCGCUGAGCAAGUUUGGGGUCGGACCGCCAAACAAGAUUCAGCAGCGUGCGCUGCCAUUCUUGCUCCGGGGUGCGGACAUUAUCGCCCAAGCUCCACCGACUCAGGAGCGCAUUGCUGCAUAUGUGAUUCCCGCCAUCCAGAUUGCAGUGACGCAUCUUUCGGUCCGAACCCAGAACCGGGGGCCGACCGUGAUUAUGGUGUCGACCACUGUGGACCAGGCGACGCAAGCUCAACGAAUGAUCCGAGACCUGGGAGGGCCGAUUGGGGUGCGGUCUGCGCUUGGAGUGGGUUCCACUACGAGUGAUAUCAGUCAGGAGCUGCGUCUUCUGCAACAGAACAUGCCGCAUAUUAUUUGUGGCACACCCCAGAAGCUGCACGCCCUGUUCACUGCCACCGGUGGUCUCGUUGCGUCCGAGGUUCGGUUCCUGGUGCUGGAUGAAGUUGAUCAGCUGAUUGCGCGCAAUCUGCAUGAGUUUGUGUUCAACAUUGUGAAACUGUUGCCUCCCCCGCGUUCGCGUCCUCUGGGCCCCGGGACGCCCAACCCGAGUGCGACUCCCGUUGGGUCUACUCCACCGACAUUCACAUCUCCGUUCGACACGCCGAAUCAGGGCCGCCGGUUCUCGUUAGCGCCCUCGCCUGCGCCUGACGCCAAUGCACCCAUCGAGCGCCAGACUGCGCUGUUCUCGAACACAGUGCCCCAGGACGUGCUCAAUCUCGCGACGACGAUCCAGCUUCGCGAGCCCGUGCGCGUCUUGGUCCGCCGUGACGGGAAUGUGACGCAUGCCGAUACCACGCAGAGUUCCCGUGGUCUGCGGCAGUUCUAUUUGUAUCUUGCCUUCACCGCUGGCGGCGGGCGGGCUGAUCCGCUCUCUGCCGCUCCUGCGGGUGGUCUGGGGAUCAUCGGCUCGGGCGCGUUGGAUGCGCUCGCGGACUUGUUUGACGAUGUUGAGGUGACCCAUGCGGUGGUGCAUGUCGGAGGGAUGACUGCGCUCGAUGCUGUCGUGUACAAGCUGGCCAGCCGUGGCCUGGAGGCGAUCCCGCUGCACGGAGACAUGAAUCCGGGCACGAAGAUGGCUGCGCUGAACAAAUUCCGAAGCUCGACGUCGAUGAUCAUGCGCCAGCCGGCGGCCAAGGUUCUGGUGGCAUAUGACGUGCCGGUGAAGGCGCCUGAAGUGGCCCAUGUGCCGCUCAUCAUUUAUGAUCUGCCGAAAGCCGUUGAAGAAUAUGCGCACCGUGUCGCCCCGGCGAUAGCAUCGACUUACUCUCGUGCUGGGGUGAUUGUCAACUUUGUGACUGCGACGGGCGGCGAUGUCGAAAUGUUACGGUCCAUAGAGUGUUUUUACAAAAUCAAAUGCCCUGAAGUUCCGAUGUCUCUGCGCGAUAUUGUCUGACGACGCUGUUUUGUAUCCCUAUCGACUGCUCUGACCCACUAUAUAUCUCUACGACGCAUUUCCUUCCUUCAUGUCCGAUACCCUUUAUAACUGCACCUGUCCAAAUUGUCUCGUUACUACUCGCCGCCACUGUAUUAACUACAUUUCAACGCUAACUACUCUCAAUGUACCUUCUUCACUGCAGCUUGCCAAUUCACG